Cricetulus griseus (Chinese hamster) is the source of this 6428-nucleotide messenger RNA. The record is from RefSeq and is a predicted model, not a curated record. NCBI's taxonomy places the organism in Eukaryota, Metazoa, Chordata, Mammalia, Rodentia, Cricetidae.
CCCGCUCCCCGCCCCCUGCUCUCUUAGGUGGCGCCGGCUCUCAGCCGGUGUGGCGGCGGGAUUGGUUCGAGAAGCCAGAGUGGGCACGUUCCCUAGACAGGCGGCAGGGCUAUGGUCGCCAAAGGCCCGCUUCGCAUUUCAGCCGGAUCCUGAGUGCGAGCCUGAACUGUCUGCUCAGCCCAGCCCCCCGGCGCGGUCGGCUGCUCCCCGGGCGCGCCCCCUCCGAUGGCGGCGGAGAUCCAGCCCCAGCCCCUGACCCGCAAGCCGAUCCUGCUGCAACGGGUCGAGGGGUCGCAGGAGGUGGUGAACAUGGCGGUGAUCGUGCCUAAGGAGGAGGGUGUCAUCAGCGUCUCGGAAGACAGGACAGUUCGUGUUUGGUUAAAGAGGGACAGUGGACAGUACUGGCCAAGCAUAUUCCAUGCAAUGCCUUCUCCAUGUUCAUGCAUGUCUUUUAACCCGGAAACAAGAAGACUGUCCAUAGGUCUAGACAAUGGUACAAUCUCAGAAUUUAUUUUGUCAGAAGAUUAUAACAAGAUGACACCUGUGAAAAACUAUCAAGCACACCAGAGCAGAGUGACGAUGGUCCUGUUUGUUCUGGAACUGGAGUGGGUGCUGAGCACAGGGCAGGACAAGCUGUUCGCCUGGCACUGCUCCGAGAGUGGGCAGCGCCUGGGAUGUUACCGUACCAGUGCUGUGGCCUCGGGCCUGCAAUUUGAUGUUGAAACCCGUCAUGUGUUUAUUGGUGAUCACUCAGGCCAAGUCACCAUCCUCAAACUGGAACAAGAAAACUGCACACUGCUCACAUCCUUCAGAGGGCACACAGGAGGGGUAACGGCACUCUGCUGGGAUCCGGUCCAGCGUGUGCUGUUCUCAGGCAGUUCCGAUCACUCCGUCAUCAUGUGGGACAUCGGUGGGAGAAAAGGGACAGCCAUCGAGCUCCAAGGACACAAUGACAAAGUCCGAGCCCUCUCCUAUGCACAGCACACAAGGCAACUCAUCUCAUGUGGCGGUGACGGUGGCAUUGUCGUCUGGAACAUGGAUGUGGAAAGGCAGGAGACCCCUGAGUGGCUGGACAGUGAUUCCUGCCAGAAGUGUGACCAGCCUUUCUUCUGGAACUUCAAGCAAAUGUGGGACAAUAAGAAAAUUGGCCUAAGACAGCACCACUGCCGGAAAUGUGGGAAGGCCGUGUGUGGCAAGUGUAGCUCCAAGCGCUCUUCCAUCCCACUCAUGGGCUUUGAGUUUGAAGUCCGGGUCUGUGACAGCUGCCACGAGGCCAUCACGGAUGAAGAACGUGCACCCACCGCCACCUUCCAUGACAGCAAGCAUAACAUUGUGCACGUGCAUUUUGAUGCCACCAGGGGAUGGUUACUGACUUCCGGAACUGACAAAGUGAUUAAGUUGUGGGAUAUGACCCCAAUAGUGUCAUGAUGACUCUCAGGGACUAGAAGAUCGUCUUCAUUAAAGAAACACUUGUUUGGGCCUGAAAUCAUUACAGGAGAAGCAAAGUAUAUAGAUGAGCAGGAAGAGAGACUAAAGGCUCAAAGUGAAUUGGUGUUCUCCCUGUACUGGUGCAGUGAACUGAUGGAAGAGACUCUUCAAUUGUCCUUACAACAUAAAAGAAGAUAUUUUUUUAUCAAAUGGUUUAUACAGCCUGGCUGUGCUGCAUUGUUUUGAGUAUAUUGCAACAUCUGUGUGGGAUGUUUAAGUGUCUUGUGUCUCAGUCUUUCAUUGUACUCGUUGCUUUCUGUGUCAGGAAAAGAGAGAGAGAGAGAGAAAUGUGUUAAAGGUAUUGUGUCAUAGAAAGCAGUCUCCACAUUCUCUUCACCUCAGCAUGUACCAGACAGAGCCUUUCUCUUCUCUUGAGUCUUCCUUCACAGGCCCCACUUGCCUCUCACCAGAGUGUAUGAUUACAGUUUAUUCUGGUGUUCUGCUUCCAUGGCCAGAUAAGAGUUAGAAAACCGCGUGUGUCUGACAGCAGGCCCCUUGAGUCACCUAUGGGGAACAGUUGUGUCAUCAGAAGUGCCUGCGAUUCUGCUUCAUCAUUCUCUUUAAUCCCACCUUAGGAAAUGCUUUCAGAAACUGCUGUUCACGGUCAGCCCGGACACUGGUCACGUGACUCAGCCUCGCUUUGCAGUGCCUGUGUCUUUCCAAAUUCAGUGAGGGCUUCUUGAGCCUUUUGCAUUUUGGACUUUCAGAAUUUUGGUUUGGGGUUUUUUGUUUGUUUGUUUGUUUGUUUGUUUGUAGCUUUUCUUUACUGUAACAUGAAAGACAAACAAAAAUGUCCAUGCUCCAGAAGUGUCUUGAAGGUACAUCUUUCUACAUGGCAUUGCCUCUGAAUGUGAGCAUUCAUUACUUUCUGAUUAGAAUCCUGCUCUCUUCACCAUCCAUAUUUAGUUUCCAUUUAAAAACCAGGUAUCUACACAUCUUUAUGUUAAUGUAUACUUUUCUAUGAAGUCAGCAUGUGAUCUAAACAGAGGUACUAAGAAACGAACAGAAUUCUCCUAAGGAAAUCAGUCCAGCUUGAUAAGGUGCAGUAAGUCGGGAUACCAAGGUACAUUAAAAGUAGUAGCAAGCCUAGAAGCUGGUCCAUCCAAGCACUUCACACAUGCUCACCCGUUAGGGUAUCAGUGAGGGUACCAGGUCAAAGUCCUGUGGGUACACAGGCUGAUUGCUUGCCCUGACUUUCCAUGUUACACUUCCACAGUAUCUAAUUCACUCCUGACUUAACAGGUGCUUCCUGACAGGAAGUACUUAAAGGAAAUUACAGUUCUCCCUAUUACCUUGCUUCUGUUCCUAGAAAAGUGGUUUCCCCUAUGUCAUCGUUGCUUCUCUUUCAGGAGGAAGCAGUAAUAGCCAUUUUUGGAUACCACCUUUAGCACUGACAACCCAGAGUACUUCCUAGGACAAAGCAUUCUGGCUCCACUUCUGCUGGCUGGCAGUGGUGUACACAUCCUGCUGGCUGGUGUACACAUCCCACAGCCACACCCCUGGCAAGUGUGACGUGAGAGUAGAACUCUGCACACUCUCCAGGAAAUCAUCGCCACUGUGGUUUAACGGACUGUUCCAUGAAAUGCCACCUAGGUUCAGUUAGGCCACUCUAACUGGUUUGAGUCUUCUCUGCAUGCUCACUCCCAUCACAGAGCUUUGAAAAGAAAAUCAGAGCUAAGAUAUUCAAAUAUCGAUAGUACGCUUGAUUGCUAGAAUCUAUAGCCACUUGGCAAGUUUUAGAAAACUGUAUGUUGGAAAUCAGUAAUAGAAGUGAGUCUCAUUGAACUGGAGCAUGAGUGCACAUGGGGAAGGAAAUACAGUAUUAGGAAACUGGAAGCCCAGGCACCCAGCAAGCCUGUGUGGAUUUCCACUAAUGUAGAGAUGAAUUCAGACUCCUGCGAAAUGGAUUACCAUUAUUUAUGAGAGAGAGAGAGAGAGUGUCCGUGUGUGUGUCCGUGUGUGUCCAGCUGGGACAUCUGGUCAACCCUCAUGCAGGAGAAAGAAGAGAGUAGCACUUCAUUAGAAUACUAUAGUUAUGGGCCUAGACUAGUCUCCCAGCUACAGCUCAUACUGAAGGGUCCCCAGAAGUUGAAACUUCACAGUGAUGAAACUCAUGGUUACAUACCUCAGAUAACCACUGCUCUGCUCUUUCCUCUUACCCAUGUGGCUGUGAAUUUGCUGAAAAGAGUAUAUCAGAAGAACUGUAUGUGCACACAGUAAUGCACUGUGGAUGCUUGUGUUUGCCCGGUGCUCUUAACCCAUAGAGAAAUGCAUGCUGGAACUGAUAGAUUUCCAAGCAUUCUCUGAAAAGGAAGGCUUUGUCCAUCAGGCAUGAGCAGUGACAUGGCACUUGGCUUGUGUCUCCUCUGAGUAAAAAAAUAAUCACAAAUCAAAAAAAAAAAAUCACAAAUCUAUCAUCCUGUUUUGUUUGCUCUUUGCUUUUUUUUUUUUUUCCCCUCUACUGUGGAAACCUCAGCUCUGGUGAUGGUAGUGAACAUAGCCUGUUGGGAAGUAGGGAGGCCACAUGUGCAUGAAAUUUGGAUGAAAAGCAUCUGAUACUGUUAGUUUCUCCAAAGGAAAGCAUUUAACGGAGCCACCUGGGUGCGUCUCCACCUUAGGGAAAAAAAAAAUGGUUUUAGAAAUAAGUACUUGGAAUUUUGUGUCAUUUUAUAAAAGAGUCAGUCAACACAAUGUAUUUCUAGUUUAAUUAAAUUAUUCAUGAAAUUACAUUGGAAGGGAAUCUUGAGAUCCCAAAUGUCCUAGGUUAGUCACACCAGGCACCUAGAUAGAGAUAAGGCAUAAACAAGAGAAUCUCAAAGAAUAUUCAAAGAACAAUGGCUUUUGCUAUUAGCAGUAGCAGCCCCUUCUUGCCUGGGACAGGAAGUCUCUGGAAUCAGGUUUGAUAAUGUUGUGAGCAAAUGUGACAUAACUUUUGGUGCCUGCCUGUGGUUCUGAGUGGUACAUGCUAUUUCCAAAGGCCAGUCGUUCCAUUUAUCUGCAUAUCAACAACCCCUAUAUGCCAUACCCCACCGACCAUCCUGGGGACAAAGUUGAAUCACACAUUCAGGGCCCUGGAGUUCCCACUGCCCUGCUGGCUAAGGGCUGCUCCACUGAGUCUGAGCUUAAGUGUUUGUCCUUGUGACAUCACCUUCUCAGCAUCUUAGAGUCAAAAUUUGAAAGUAUAUUGUAAUUUUGUUUAAUAUCAAUCCUUACAAAGCUUGAAUUUUAACUUUAAAGCAAAAGAAUAGCUCUGAACUAUGUGUCACUCUUAGUAUACAGAAAUAUUCAUAAAGGGGGCCUUUGGUGUUGCUUUUUCAUAGUAAAUAUAUAUAUUUGUAUAUAAGUGAGCUUGUUCACUAAGAUUUAUAUUUUAAAGUAAAAGAAAAGCAUUUUUCUAAAGUGCUCUUAUUUUUUUCCUUUAAAAUAAUGUUAGGUGAAAUUUUUGCUGGUGUAAAAGUGGAUAUUCAGCACCUUGAUGAAAUGACACUUAAGUUAAUCAGUUUGCCACUUUGUCAAGCUGUCAGGUCCUACCAGGAAUGUCUGUGUGCUCCUGUAAGCUGUAGCUCAGCUUGACAGCCAAGAACUACACACUGACCUUCAGGGGUUUGGGUCUGUGUUAUCACCUUUUAACAUUGGAUUCCCACCAAGGGCCUCGAGGCUAACACAGGCAGCAAUGUGUGUUGCUGGCAUGAGGCCCUUCCUUGGACUUCCAUGCCAGAGCCUGUUGUCAAAGGUUUUGAAAAUGAGAUCAGAUUUCUGAGUGAGGCAUGAACUCUGCUGGAGUGCUUAUGGUCCCUUUUAGACUUGUGACUUUGACUCUGUGAGUGUUGCUUAUUACGGGACUAACCCAGACUGUCCCCAGUCACAGAGCUGACCUCACUCAGGCAUAUGAACACACUACCAGACCAGGGGAGUUGCUUUCUGGCCUUUUCCAUCUAGGACCUAGUAGGUGUGGUUUUAGGAAAAGAUGUGAAUUGUUAGUACUAUCUCAUUUAAAAGAUACCUCAAAGUGUUUACCUUUAGGGGCUGAGAGUAUCUUACUGGGGAGACAAAGUGAUUAGGAAAUGCAAAUUGGUCCAAAAAGUAGGUUUCAAAUCUGAUUUAAAUAUUUAUAUUUUUUCCCUUGGUUCUUUGGGAUGUAUGAGAGUGUGAUUUUUUUUUUUAAAGAGAAAGCAGUUUGAGCAUUUUACUUAUCAUUUUGAUGGAUUUGCAGCCUUUCAUUCAUAGCAUAUGCCAGUAUGAAGUGUGGACCAAAACGCUUAUAUCACCAUUGCCAUUGUUCUGUGUGUGCUUGGGAUUUAUGCCAUUUGUCUUACAUUUUAAAUGGGUAUUUUCAAGGUAUUGUCAUUUUGGGAGAAAAAAAAUCUUACUUGACAAGUGUGAAAACUGUUACUAACUGGACAGCAGGGAAGGCACUAACCCCACAGCUGUACCUGUCCAUUGCUGUAUCAUAACCAGGGACUUGGGCUCUUCCCUUUGCACAACUGCCACCUGGGGCCUACAUCUGGAUGUGGUUACCAUGGGUUUGUUACUUAAUGGGUGUCUUUUUCCAGAAAAAUCAGGAAUUAGGAGAUUAGGCAAGGGCUCAGCUAAGCAUGCUACAAAACCUAAAGCUAGAAGCUAGAGCAGGCCUCUCCAUGGUUGUUUGAGCCAAACCCCUCUGGUAGUUGCUAUUCUCCAUGCCGCUGGAUUCUACUAACCAGACCCACCACCCUUGACCCUGACCUCCUAAAUGUGAUGAGCUGGUACUGAGUGAGACUAUUCUGUGACAUUAAGAUGACUAUAUCCGUGCAAAUAAAUGCUGCUCAGCACGGUGAAUGUUUCUCUCUCCCUGUUUUCCAUGUAUGGCCCUCUCGCCUCUUACGUCUGUGUAACCUAUUCCAGUGUACGGCUCUCAGAGCAGUAGCCUCCAUGGCUUACAAUAAAUGUCCAAACACCUA